AUGUUAAAUAUAAAGCUGUUGGUCAAUAUGCAGCUAAUAUUUUUUGUGGCUUUUGUGGUUCUUUUGGGAGGGGUUUUUGCCCAUCCUAUGAAGGAGGAUCCUGCUGCUGCUGCCACCCUAGAUGAUUUGGCUGAUUUGGGUGGUCAGGAAGCGAAAGGAGGCGAAAGACCAGCUCGCUGGCUGUCUGGCGGAUGGGGAGGAGGCUGGAAUACAGGAUGGGGUGGAGGCUGGAAUGACGGAUGGAAUGGAGGUUGGAACGGCGGAUGGAAUGGAGGGUGGAACAAAGGAUGGAGUGUUUCUUAUCGACCCUGGAGCAACAGCUAUAGUAGCUACUGGUGGUAGCAAUCUCAACACAGUGGCUUCCCAAAAACCAUACCAACUUUUAAAUAAAGCUUGUCUCAAAUAUAAUUAUAAACAUUUGGUAAAGU
Drosophila takahashii is the source of this 428-nucleotide messenger RNA. RefSeq lists its product as uncharacterized. Lineage: Eukaryota; Metazoa; Arthropoda; Insecta; Diptera; Drosophilidae. The record is from RefSeq and is a predicted model, not a curated record.